AUGGUAGAGAGUCAAAUAAUUUACCUUCAAAUUCGGGGGAUCGACACUGGAGAAGGUGAUCAAGGAGGUCGAAUCUUUAGGUCGCAGGCAGGCGGGGAAAUUAUCACCGUGGAUCUCCUUGUCAUCGCUCACGAGACCACAAGAGAGAGAGGUAGGGCCAGUUGCAAGUCAGCCACCAAUCUGUGCCAAGUUACGUUGACCAAGAAGAUGGUGCAUGAUUUACAAUUUGCGGGGGAUGGUGCAGUUGGGUCGAUGGAUCCCGAUUGGGCUUCACUUGAUCUGAUCUGA
Molecule: messenger RNA, 288 nt
Organism: Penicillium oxalicum
Lineage: Eukaryota; Fungi; Ascomycota; Eurotiomycetes; Eurotiales; Aspergillaceae
Exons: 1
Coding region: 1-288 (95 amino acids)
Source: RefSeq, a predicted model, not a curated record